AUGAACGAUCCAUGUUUAACUGUAGUCUUUUCUUUGCAGGUGGCAGAGAAGCCAUCGCUGGCAGAAUCGUUGAGCAGACUACUCGCCCCUGGGGGUCACUUCGCCACGCAUAAAAGAGUAACGCCCGUGCACGAGUGGGAGGGCAGUUUCCGCGAUCAGCCUGCUUUGUUCAAGUUUACUUCUGUGACAGGACACGUUUACAAUAUCGAUUUUACCAGCGAGCACAAUUCAUGGAGCAUUGAUCCCCAGACGUUGUUCCAGGCACGCACCGUCAAGAAUGAAGCCAAUCCGAAGAUGCAUCUGGUUCGUCAUUUGCAGAAUGAGGCGAAAGGCGUCGACUACCUUGUGCUGUGGUUGGACUGCGAUCGUGAAGGAGAAAAUAUCUGUUUUGAGGUGAUGGAAAACACCGUGCCGUACAUGAAGCCACCGUCUAAAGGCAGUAAAUACAACAAUGUCUUUCGAGCACGGUUUUCAGCUGUCGAUGCUCGACAAGAAUUCGAUCUCAAGGUGGGCGUUGCUUUUACUCGAUUUCAGACCAAGUUUUUCCAAGGAAAGUAUGGCAAUCUGGAUUCCACCGUUAUCAGUUACGGUCCCUGUCAAACCCCAACCUUGACCUUUUGCGUGGAACGACAUGAUCGCAUUCAAAGCUUCCAACCAGAGUCUUUCUGGUCCAUUGCCGCCACAGUGACAAAAGCCGAUAUUCCCAUCAAAUUGUCCUGGAAGAGGGAGCGCGUAUUUGAUCGUCAGGUCGUCAAUUUAUUCAUGGGUCGCGUAGAGAUGCUGAAGCACGGUUCAGCAUCUCUCGGUAUCAGCCCGUCGGAAUGCAUGAGCAUUGCCGAGCGACUGUAUAUGCAAGGUUAUAUUUCCUAUCCACGAACAGAAACCUCAAAAUAUCCAGAAAAUUUUGACAUCCAGUCUAUCGUGGCCGAGCAAACGCAGCAUCCCCUGUGGGGCGAUUAUUGUAAAGAUUUACUGCAACAAGGCUUCAAGCAUCCAUCCGGAGGCAAGGAUAUCGGAGACCAUCCGCCAAUCACACCUAUGCGAAUGGCGGUGGAGGAAGAUCUUUUUGGCAAUACGUGGCGACUGUAUGAUUUCAUUACGCGCACAUUUAUCGCCUCCAUUAGCAAAAGCUUAAAGUAUCUCUCUACCCAAGUUUCCAUUUCCAUCGGCGGUGAACAAUUUGAAUGCAAAGGCUCCAAAGUGGUGUCACCUGGCUUUGCCACUGUGAUGCAUUGGAUGGCGAAAACGGAUGAAUACAUUCCCGAUUUCAAGGAAGGCGAGAUAUUGCCGGUCACCGCAUUAAGUAUCCAAGAGGGAAAGAGUAGCCCGCCCGAUUAUCUCACUGAAGCGGAACUCAUCGGCUUGAUGGAACAAAAUGGCAUCGGUACGGAUGCUUCCAUUCCCACUCACAUCAAUAAUAUCUGUCAGCGUAAUUAUGUGCAGGUCUCUGGAACUUCGCGAAGAUUGAUUCCAACCAAUCUCGGCAUCGUGCUUAUUCAUGGCGAAAAAAUUGAUCCCGAAUUAUCGCUACCAACCAUGCGAUCGGAUAUGGAACAGCAAUUGAAUCUGAUCGCCAAUGGCAAAGCACCACAGAACGAUGUGUUGAAUCACUUUUUGAAUAUUUUUGAACGUAAAUUUGCCUAUUUUGUCAAGAAAAUCGAAUCGAUGGAUGAAUUAUUCGAAGCCACGUUUUCGCCGCUGGCUGCUACAGGCAAACCGCUCUCUAAAUGUGGAAAAUGCAGAAGAUACAUGAAAUACAUCGCAUUGAAGCCGAAUCGAUUACAUUGUGCUACUUGCGAUGAAACGUACUCUUUGCCGUUGAAUGGGAACAUCAAACUUUACAAGGAGCUGCGAUGUCCAUUGGAUGAUUUUGAACUGGUUUUAUAUACUACUGGAUCCAAAGGUACAGGCUAUCCUAUCUGCCCUUACUGCUACAAUAAUCCGCCCUUUGAAGACAUCGCGAAAGGCAUGAGUUGUAAUCAUUGUCCCCAUCCCACAUGCCCACAUUCCAUGGUAACCAAUGCGAUUUGCCCCUGUCCUGAAUCUGAGCGAGAGAAAGAUCCUUGCAACGGUCGACUCAUUCUUGACGCCACGUCAGCGCCCCGGUGGAAACUAAGUUGCAACGAAUGCAACGUUGUAUCAUCUUUUGUGGACACAGUUAAAAAUGUGGUGAUAUCGAACGAGAUGUGCGACUGCGGCAGUGCACUUAUUAAAGCGGAAUUCCGCGAAAAUCAGAACAAGGAACCGGUCCAAGGCUGUGUCAUGUGCGACGAUGAAGUGGACGCUUUACUAGCAACGAGGUAG
Messenger RNA from Radiomyces spectabilis, 2304 nucleotides. Its product is annotated as DNA topoisomerase. Bases 1 to 2304 code for a protein of 767 amino acids. The transcript has 18 exons. Gene Ontology annotation, cellular component: nucleus. Gene Ontology annotation, molecular function: DNA binding; DNA topoisomerase type I (single strand cut, ATP-independent) activity. The record is from RefSeq and is a predicted model, not a curated record. NCBI's taxonomy places the organism in Eukaryota, Fungi, Mucoromycota, Mucoromycetes, Mucorales, Radiomycetaceae. Gene Ontology annotation, biological process: DNA topological change.